GCCGCCGCAGCGGACCAGGCGGCGAGCAAGAAGACACCCGGCAGCGCUCAGGCCCCCGAGGAACCGCCGGAGAAAAAGCUGAAGGCCUGGCAGGACGACGAGCUGGAGGUGGACGAGGACGCCCAGGAGGCGGGCUCGAAGCUGCGGGCGCUGUCCUCCGUGGCGCAGCGGAGCUCCGGGCCCGCGGCUUCCUCCGGGGCCCACUUCCCGCGGCGCGGCGGCAGGACCCUCUGGACGCCUUCAUGGCCGACAUCGCCCAGGAGGUCAAGUCCGACGCGCCCCAGGGCGAGGGUAUGGGCAUCAUGGACGCGUCGCGAGUGAAGAGCAUCUCGCUGGAGGAGGUGCAGAUGCUCAUGGGCCUGGGCGCGAAGGACGGCGCCCCAGAGGGCAACACCGACGCAGCUCCAGGCGCACCCGCCGAGCCUGCCGCGGCGGCGGCCGCGGAGCCGCAGGCCGGCGCGGGUGCCGCGGCCGCCUCCUCGGCCGCGGGCGCUGGGGUCGCCGCCUCGGGCCCGGGGGCCGCCGCAGGCGCCAACGCGCCACAGGCGCCCCUGGAAAGGCGAGGCAGCGAGGACGACGACGCGUUCCACGCGGCGUUCCUGGCCGAGAUCAGGAGGCGGCGGGAGGCGGAGUCCUCCGAAUUCCAGGCCGCCGAGUCGUUCUCAGGAGCCCGGCCAGGCUUUGUCUUCAAGAAGGGCAGUUGGGGCCUCGGCUACUACCGGGACCACGCAGCCCAGAAGGAGCCCGGCGGCGGGGCCCUCGCGGGCGGGCCGCCGGGGGCGGGCGCCCCGGCGGCGCCCCCGCAGGUGCGGCAGGCCGGCAUGGGCGACUUCCGCCGCGCCCGCCCCGAGGGCGCCCGCGCCGCGGAGGACGGCGACGCCGAUGCCGAGGGCAACGAGGACGACGAGGAGGAGGACGGCGACGAGGACGACGCCGACGGCGCCGAUGGCAAGGGCGAGGCGACCGCCAGCGGCAGCAAGGACGUCCCCGUCGGUCAGGCUGCCGCCCCGACGCAGCAGCAGCCCCGCGGCUUCUCCGCUACCCUGCCCGGCCCCGCGGUCGAGACGCCCGCCGGAGGGCAGGACGAGCCGAAGGUCGUCGAGACGAAGAAGGAGAAGCGCCGGAAGAGGCGGGAGGCCAAGGAGGCGGAGGCGAAGGCGAAGGCCGAGGCGGCGAAGAAGAAGGCGCAGGAGGGCUUCGGGAACAAGGAUGACCAGCUCAUGGAGAACGACGCGGAGGCGAGCGAGCAGUCGUCCGAGGAGGUCCAGGAGUCGUACUUCGAUCUCGUGAAGCGCUUCACGACCAAGAAGACGCUGCCUGAGGUUGAUCACUCCAAGAUUACGUACAUGCCGUUCAAAAAGAACUUGUACGUCCAGGUCAAGGAGCUGACCAACAUGAAGGACCACGAGGUGGCGGACCUCCGGCGCACCCAUGGGGAGAUCGUCGUCAGAGGCAAGCACGCCCCCGUGCCGAUCAAGAGCUUCUUGCAGUGCGGGCUCCCGCAGCGGAUCCUCCACAUCCUGGAGAAGAGGGACUACGAGAAGCCGUUCCCCGUGCAGAUGCAGGCGAUCCCCGCGCUGAUGUGCGGCAGGGACGUCAUCGGGGUGGCCCAGACGGGCUCCGGCAAGACGCUGGCCUACCUCCUGCCCAUGAUCAGGCAUAUCUUGGACCAGCCCAAGAUCUUGGACGGCGACGGCCCGAUCGGCUUUAUCGUCGCGCCGACGAGAGAGCUGGCCCUGCAGAUCCAGCGCGAGGCCAACACGUUCUGCAAGGCCGUGAACCUCACCUCCGUCUGCGCCUACGGCGGCGGGCCCAUGGGCGAGCAGCUCGCGGCGCUGAAAAGAGGCGCCGAGAUUCUGGUCGGCACCCCUGGGAGGCUGAUCGACGUCCUCACGACCUCAGGCGGCAAGAUCACGAACUUGAGGAGGGUGUCGUUCCUGGUGCUCGACGAGGCGGACCGGAUGUUCGACAUGGGCUUCGAGCCGCAGAUCGGGAUGUUCCUGCAGGCGACGCGGCCGGACAAGCAGGUCGCCAUGUUCAGCGCCACGCUCCCCACGCACGUGGAAGCCCUCGCCCGGCAGGUCCUCAAGAAGCCGCUGGAGAUCGCCGUCGGCGAGAGGAACACGGCGGCCACGAAUGUCACGCAGUUCGUGGAGGUAUUAGAGGAGAGCCAGAAGUUCUACCGCCUCCUGCAGUUAUUGGGCGAGUGGCACGAGCACGGCUCCAUGAUCAUUUUCGUCCACCAGCAGAAGGACGUGGACGAGAUGUUCACGGAGCUGCUCAAGUUCGGCUACCCGCCGCUGGCGUUGCACGGCGGACAGGACCAGCAGGACCGCGACUUCACGCUCCAGGACUUCAAGGACGGCGUGUCCAAUAUCCUGAUCGCGACCUCGGUGGCGGCGCGCGGCAUCGACGUCAAGUCAGUGAUCUUGGUGAUCAACUUCAAGGUGCCAGACCACCUCGAGGACUACAUCCACAGGAUCGGGCGCACGGGCCGUGCGGGCAAGGCCGGCUUCGCCUUCACCUUCAUCCUCGAGCCCGAGGAGGGGGACCGGGCCCAGGACAUGGUCGACGCCUUGAGGCAGUGCGGCCAGGAGGUGCCCGAGAAGCUGAAGCGGCUCGCCGAGGGGUACCAGUCCAUGGUCAACACCGGCCAGGCCAAAAAGAAAAGGAAAUGGGGCGGCUUCGGCGGCAAGGGGUUCAAGUACGACAACACGGAGAAGAGCCAACAGCAGAAAGACAGGGACAAGGCCAAGACCGAGGCCAGCAUCGGCCAGAACCCCGCGCUGGAGCCCGACGAGUUCAAGGACCCCUGGGACGAGCCGGACCGGCCGAAGAAGGGCGAGGGCAAGGGCAAGAAGGGCAAGAAGGGCGAGGGCGCCGAGCCGCAGGAGCAGCCGGCGCAGGCCGCAGGGUCCAGCUCGUCGUCUGUGCUCAACGCAGCGGAGAUCGCGUCCAAGCUGCGAGCAGAGCAGGCAAAGGCAGUGGCUGGCCAGGGGAGAGGGCCUAGGCAUGUGCUUGCCUCGGAGGAGGCUUGUGACCUCUCGGGCGUCCUCCUGCAGUCGGCCCCGGCGACGCUGAAGAACAUGGAGGAGGAGGAGAGGGAGAAGAGGCUGCCGGCCCUGAAGCUGAAGCUGGCGGAGAAGCUGAGGAAGGCCGACCAGGCCCGGGGAUUCCUCUUCUGCGCGGCGGAAGAACAGUCCGCGUUGUCCGUGAAGCAGGACCUCAUGAAGGCGCCGCCCGUGACGGUUGUGCCGCCCCCGCCGCCUCCGAAGUCGAGCGUGCCGGUGGACCAGCAGUCACCGGUCCAGCUCGCCCUCACGAUGGUGCCUGGCGUCAUCGGCAACGUGGCCAGCGCGCUGGCGAGGCCGCCAUCGAUGGUCUCCAAGAGCAUCGAUCAGAUCCAGGCCGGCAUGGCCAAGGGCGCGGGCACCGCCCACCUCGCGCGGGCGCAGGCGUCGGCGUUGUCGGGCAGCUCGAUGGCACCGCCAGGCAUGCACAUGGAGGAGUUCGAGGUCAACGACUACCCGGAGGUGGCGAGGAAGCGGAUGACGGCCAGGGAGCCCUUGUUGCAGAUCGAGGAGUUGACGGGCGCGAAGCUGUGGGUCAAGGGCCAGCAUUUCGCAGCUCAUGCCAAGCUGCCCGAGGGCGCGCGGCGGCUCUACGUGGAGAUCAUCGGGCCCACAGACGUGUCGGUGAAGCGGGCGAGGAGGGAGGUCGAGAAUAUGAUGGAGGCGCUGGCCAUCCGCACGCUGAACAUCCCCGGCGCGUCCCGUGCCAUCGCAGGCGGCUGCGCCCGCCGUCGCAGGACGGCGCCCGAGCCUCCGGAGCCUCCGAUGCACCCUCCGCUCCGCGGAAGCUUCCCGUGCGGCUGGGCGGCCCCGCCGGCCGGCGAACAGGCUGCCCAGGCCGACGGGGAGGCGAGGCCGCCCGGCCCCGAGGCCCUGCAGCGGGCGGACGCGAGGCUGGACGCGGCCGCCGGCUCUGCGGCGGGGCUCGAGGUCCUCAUGGACGAGCUGGACCUCGCGGAGUUCCACGCGCAGCAGGCCGGCAGGAGCGUGGAGGAGAAGAGCGCGCAGCUGCUGUCGAGGCUGAGGCCGAGGCUGGCAUCGCGCGUGUCGGAGCUCCUCGGGGCUGGUCGGCUGGAGGAGGUGGAGGCCGUGUUCGCAGCGAUCGGCGCUGGCCGCGUGGGUCAGUUGGGCCUGGAGAGGGCCAGCCAGGAGCUGACGCGACGGAAGGGCCUGGAGCUGCUCAGGAGUUCGCUGUGGCCCACGCCAGGGCAGAUCGGCUUCCCCCAGCUGAAGAGGCGGCAGCUGCAGCAGGCGAAGAUGAACGUCAGAACGGCUGUAGCAGACGACACGAGCGGGGACACGAUGUCGGCGGUGCGGAGCUUGUUGUUGAAGGACAUCCUUCCAGCCUCCAUGGAUCACUCCAAGGAGUCGGCCGACGCCGCCAUCCGCACCUGCUUCGACCUGCGGCUCAGUGAUGCGGAGGUCUGGACCGCGGCGCAGGAGGCCUACGGCCAGCUUCCCACCGCGCGGAAGACGGAGCUCGCGGAGGCGCUGCCGGCUCUCUGCCGGGAGCUGCGGAAGGACCCGCCCAAGUGGCUGCUGACCCCGCAGCAGGCGGCGGUGCAGGGGGCGAUCCGCGAGGCGCUGCGGCAGAGCGACAGCACCAGGCUGCAGCAGGCCUGCCAGCAGGUCAUGGAGACCGCCGGGGGCCAGACCGCAUGCAGAGAGGAGAUGGAGCAAGCUGUCCACCGACUCCGGGCCCACUACAAGCUGCCCGCCAACUGGGAUGUGGAGGCGAUGAUCGGUGACAGCGCCAGCAGGCUGCUGGCAAAGAACGAGGUCACGGACAGACAGCUCCUCGGCCUCUUCAAUACGAUCGUCCAGAAGACGGCGAGGCCAAAGUGGACGCGCGACAGAAAGGGCGGCGUCCCCCAGUCCUUCGAGGCGGUCAAGGCCGUCCAGGUACUGAAUGGAAAUAUCUGGAGAGACUACAUUCAGCGGCGUGACGAGAUUGCUGCGCAGUGCAGACGGCUCAAGGCGCGGCACGACCAGAGUCAUUGGGAGACGACCCUCGGCGGUACGAUCAUGAGCAUGGACUGCAUCCGGCCCCACCUGUCGGCGCUGGACUCGGACACGCCCCUGUCCGCAGAGGCGAACGAGGCCUGGCUGAUGCACGGCAGCUCCCACGAGGCCGCCGAGGGUAUCACCAGCGAGGACUUCGACAUGACCCGCGCCAACCCGUCUGGCCUCUUCGGCGCGGGGGUGUAUUUCGCCGAGUCGGUGAGCAAGUCGGACGAGUAUGUGCGCGGUGGGAUGAUAGGAGGCAGGGAGGUGUUUCCCCUGCUGCUUUGCCGCGUGUGCCUGGGCUACGUGUACUACUGCGACGAGCGCAGACCGGACAGGCGGCAGCUGGAGAGAAACUGUAUCGAGAAGGAGUGGCACAGCGUGCUCGGCGACCGUGUCAAGACGUCCGGCACGUUUCGAGAGUUCAUCAUCUACGACAGCCUCCAGGCGUUCCCAGCAUACAUCAUCUACUACGCGAGGAAGUACUAGGUGUGUGGCCCUGGCCGAGGGGGCGCCGCCGGCCAGGAGCGCGGGAGGCCGCGCGUGCCGCCGAGAGGCCUCCCGGCAAGGCCAAGGUCGGGACGGACGAAAGGGGGGGAUUGGGAAAGGGGGGGGUACGAAAUUUGCUGCAUGCAGCUGGUUUCGGCCCCACCGAGGGGCCCAUUCCUCGAUACAUAGCCGCCUCCGGCGCCGGGAGGCGCCGGGAAAAUCAGCUACGUGAGCUGAUUCUCAAACCCCCCCUUUGCUAUCCCCCCCUGUCGCCCGACCCGACAAGGGGGGGCGCCGGGGGCGCCGGCCGGACAGAGCCGCGGAAGCUGCGGCGGCCACAAGAAA
Molecule: messenger RNA, 5909 nt
Organism: Prorocentrum cordatum
Lineage: Eukaryota; Dinophyceae; Prorocentrales; Prorocentraceae
Source: the annotation of a GenBank genome assembly